GAUAAGCGUUCAGUUCGCGAUUAAAGGCACGAUCGAUCGGAAGCAUUCUCGACGUAGUCCCUUACGGUGGUAGUCGUUUCUUGAUCGCUGGAGUGACCGUGAACCGUGUAGUAUAGAGGGAGGUGCUUUCUAGCUCUCCAAAAACGUCACAAAUGGUACAUACAGUCAUGUUUUGGUGGCUGGUGGUGUUUCUAGUUAAAGCUGUGCUUGCACAGCGACGAAUAAAUCAGGCGUGCAUUCUAACGAAUGGAAGAUCUGGACAAUGCAUCCGUAUUGGCGAGUGUUCCAAGAUAGCGGAGCUGACGACCCGAAAUGUGCUAUAUUCGUGGGAAAUGCAGCAGAUAAGGGCGGUGUUGCGUGCCUGCGAAAGUGAUGAGAGCUCAUCCGACCCAAUUGUUUGUUGUGAAUCAGCGCAGUCGACACCCACUAGACGUAGAUUAAAUAAAGCAGUAGCAUCAACUGCUGCUACUUCAACAACUACAAGAACAACAACUACUACUACUAGUAGUACAACGGCUUCUUAUCCAUCUACCACAACAACAGGGCGACGAGUUACCUUGCAUCGCGACACAACGACGAUAAGUCCGACAUAUGCUGCAGGAUUCACAACUUCUAUUAUGCCUGAUACUACGCCUAAUUCUACGCCUGCUAAGUUUGCAAUAAGAGGAAUAUUUGACUUGAAAACAUCCAGCUCCACAAUCCAUUCGGACCACUUCAAGGAUGUGCUUCCGGCACAUUGUGGUGAGUUAUCGCCCUUGGCACUCGUCUAUUCCGAAGUGGAAGACGAAGAGAACGUCCACGUGUGGGCCGUGUACUUAGAGAUUCAGCGCUCCAAGAGCACCACCAAGGGACGAUGUGUAGGGACCUUGAUCCAUGAACGGUACGUCCUAACCGCAGCACACUGUGUCCACAACUUGAAGUUGGAAAAUAUCAAACUGUACUUCGGACUGUUCUUGAUCAGCACGCUGGGGCAGUGUCUAGCCGAUCGUGUAUGCCAGGAACGGCGGGCAGCAGAACUGAUCGUUCAUCAGAAUUAUAAUUCUCAUGCCCGAUUGAAUGAUAUCGCACUCAUCAGGGUAAGCGAAGCCGUUCAAUUCACCAAGGACGUCAAGCCCGCCUGUCUACCAUUUAACUAUCUGUUCGACGAGAGUUUGGCUAGUCCACGGGUGCUUUCGCUCGGUUGGGGUGAAUACCAACAAGGUACAAUGAGCGAUUCAAAACGCAUCGUGCAGCUGGAAAUAAUCAAAGAGGACGAAUGUGGUGAACAGCUCAAGAAGUGGCAACGAUUUAACAUCUCUAUGAUCUCCAGCGUCAUGUGUACGGUCGGUGUGCUGGCCGGGCAAGACGUUUGCGAAGGUGAUUCAGGAGCACCGAUAGUACAGAUCCGGAACGACCGCUACUUUGUGAUCGGUGUGGUCAGCUUCGGUCCCAAAUGUGGUAUGGGCACGGGCAUCGCCGGUAUGUCGACGCGCGUGUCAGAAUACAAAAAUUGGAUUCUAACCAACAUGAAUCGUCAUCUGAUUUAAGAAGGACUGAAGUAUGCGUGGUGCGCAUGGUUGGGCUUGACCGGUAUGAGUUUGUGCAGUAGACCGUGCGUGUCAGUAUGGGUGAAUUGUCUAUUUGUAAAUAAAAAUAUUCCUGAUCUUGCAAA
Molecule: messenger RNA, 1651 nt
Organism: Anopheles gambiae (African malaria mosquito)
Lineage: Eukaryota; Metazoa; Arthropoda; Insecta; Diptera; Culicidae
Product: CLIP domain-containing serine protease B15-like
Exons: 4
Coding region: 153-1526 (457 amino acids)
Biological process (GO): proteolysis
Molecular function (GO): serine-type endopeptidase activity
Source: RefSeq, a predicted model, not a curated record